This is a messenger RNA of Vollenhovia emeryi, 3670 nucleotides long. RefSeq names its product centromere-associated protein E (gene Bsg25D). Gene Ontology annotation, molecular function: calcium ion binding. Gene Ontology annotation, biological process: microtubule anchoring at centrosome. The transcript has 5 exons. Gene Ontology annotation, cellular component: centrosome. Bases 274 to 3303 code for a protein of 1009 amino acids. Lineage: Eukaryota; Metazoa; Arthropoda; Insecta; Hymenoptera; Formicidae. The record is from RefSeq and is a predicted model, not a curated record.
ACAUACACGCACACAUGUUCCAAUAGGACGCCCUUGGUCAGAUAACCUCUUUUAUUCACAAGUGCACAUUUCCGCGGAAUCGGUCGAAUCGAAAUACAGCGAAAAGAGAUACAAAGAGACUCUGUCGACUCUAUCGUGGUCGGUCGGGAUCUUUUCACUGUUGCAAUACUCGUAUUCAAAUAAGAUUACAUGUGCGAGAUAUGUGCUCCAACUUGGAUAGAAUUGAUGUAUCGUAUGGAGCAUUAAUUAACUCUACCGUGGGAAGCAUGAGGCAUGGCUGAGCGCAGCGGUGAUCUUUACGAGCAGCAGCUUUAUGCUGUAUUUGAAAGCUGCUUGGCGAAAGGAGAGGACGAGCUCGAUGAGAAGAAUUUCUUAACCAUUUGCACAAAGUUACACCUCGACGAACUAAUCGAGGAAUUGAAAUUGUGCAUUUGCAAGCGUCGUGCGAAUAAAGAAACGAUAUCCUUUCAGGAAUUCCGAGAUGGUUUGUUACUAUUGUUGAGAAAAUUCCAAGGACUAGUAACCGAUAAGCAGCAUUUCAACGUAUGCGCUCUCGAGAAAGACGAAGCCUUACCCGCUACGUUGAUUUCGAGGGAGAUUUAUCUUGGAGAUGCGAUGGAUGAGAACCGACUGACACACCUGUGGGAGAGAAUCAAGAUUUAUUUAAAGGAAAACACGGAUCCCGCAAUGAUGCACUUAAUAUCGAGUUGUCUGGAGAUCCCGCAACUUCCGAAGCAGAUAACCGAGUCGAUCUUUGAGAGCCUCGAUCGCAAUUGCGAUGGAUUAAUUAACUUGGAGGAGUUUGUAAUAAUAUUUCAAGAGAGGAAGAAUCUAGAUAGGCGAGUGUCGAGCAGCGAAUUAAAUCCGACGCGGACUAACCGGACUAACGGAGGUAUCUCGGACAAGUCGGACGGGGGAGAGCUGCUUUCCGAGCCAGCCGCGCUAUCGGGAUCCAGUGUUGAUCUCGACACUUUGGAAAUGAGAAAUAUUCGUUUCUUGCGAGAAAUGAUGAUUGCCCAUCAGGAUGAGCAGCGCAAUUUAACUGCUAUAAUAGACAACAUGAAGGUGGAGAGAGACAAGAUGCGCACCGACAUGCUGGAAGCUAAUGAACGGGCCAAUUUGUUGGUGCAAGAGAUUGACGAGUAUCACGUUCAAUUGGAGAAAACGAAGAAGGAUUUGCAGCGGCAGAGCGAGCAACGUUGUGCCGAGAUGAGCAAGGAAUUGUCGGAUCAGCUAAGUGUCGAGCGGGAGAUGGAUGCCGCCGCUCUAAGAUCCAAGGACGAUCAGUUGCAGGCGCUGCAAAGGGAGAAUCACGAGAUGAGAAAUAAACUCGUGGAUAUCUUGCAGGAGGGUCAAAUGCUCGAGGCGGAAAAUCGAACGCUUCUCAGCCAGAUUGAAAAGCUGCGGCAGUCCAACAACGAUCUGUUGGCACAGAUCAAAGCGUUGGACGCGGAGCACGAUGAGAUACAAAGCAUAGAGGCGAAGCAACAGGAGCAAGUCGACUUCUUUGUCGACCGUAUCAAACGGCUGCAGUGCGAGGUGACUCUCUUGCGAGACCAAAACGACGAGCUUUGCGCGGAAUUGGAAAUGUUGAAACGUCACGGCAGAGAUACGAGUUACGAGACACCGUCGUCCUUGGCGUACGAUUUACACGAGGAUUUACACGAGGAUUUACACGAGGGCCAGGAUGAAAACUCACCGCGUAACGACGUCGCGCAGCAGCUUGAAGCGGCUCGGCAGCUCGACGCAAAUAAUAUAUCGAUGAAUACGGUCGAGUACAAGCUCGAGGAUACAAUUGUCAAAGAUCUCGAAAGUUUAUUGUCUACCAGUGCAAUAUGCCUGGCAGAGAAGUGUGCCUUGAGAGAUGGCAUCUCGAGAUUUAUCACUGGCCUGCGCUCGAGCUUCGUCCAAAUAAGGCAACGGGAUUUCGGCAAGAGUAUAGCGUCUGAACUCGAGAUGGAAUGUGAGGAACGAGCUAACGAGUCCUUGCGAGAUUUUGUCGUCUCGAAAAUACCAAAGCCACCUGCCGCCAAACGUACGGCCCAAGAUUUGGACAAUUUUCCUAGUCAAGAUACAAAAAGUCCAAAUAAGGCGACGAGUCUUCGAGAUUAUCCGCCGCGAAAAGAAGACCAUCCUGUGGAUCAGUGCAAAGUCAACAAGGAGAGAAACAUAGUUGAAUUAUUGGAGACGGAGAAGAAGCAAUUGGCCGAACGUUGUCAAGAACUCGAACGAAGUUUAGAUCUAUUAAAAGCCGAGUAUGAAGAAUGCGAGGAUUAUUGGGCUGCCAAAUUGGAAGAAGAGAGGCAGCUCUUUGAGCAAGAGCAAAAGAUGAGUGACGACAAACUUGCCGAGCUUAUCAACAAGAUAACAGAGUAUGAGGAAUUAAUUAGUCCUUCGGACAAGUCAAAGAGUAACGGACGACUGUCUCCCAUAGAAGAAAAGUUUCACUUGGAGCAGCAGUAUAUAGAGCUCGAGGAAGAAUUUGAAAAGUGGAAAGUAAAGACUGAAAACGAUAUCUCUGAGAGGAAUCUAGAAAUUGGACAUCUCCGUGAAAAGUUGAGACUGAUUCAGCCACCAGUUAGAAAUGAUUCCUACGUACAAGUACCGGAUUUGGAGAUUUCCUCAGAUUCGUCGCAUUGCAAAUCUUCCAGUAUGUCUAGUAUUCUAUCAACCAACGAAAUGCUGGUGAAUAUGGAUUUAUUUGGCACAAACAAUCAAAUGUGUCAUACCUCGGCAGAAUUAUCCAACAAUCUUGGCAGACUGUUGAAAGGAAACGAUGAGGUGGACGGUCAUAAUACACCUACGAGAGUAACGAAAGGUACGAGUGUUAAAAGUACCUUGGGGAUGAAAGAGGAUGAUAAGGAAGGCGAGUCGGAAUUUAAAUUUAUGCACGAUGUAAUAAAAGGUGCGAGCUGUACGUGCUCGCAGAGUAAUGGCCAGCAGCAAGUAGAUCGAAACAUUUUUCAAAACUUGAAAGUGAAACUUUACGCACAGGAACGCAAGAAACGGCACUUGCAGCGUUACAUUAAACAGCAACGGCAGUACGUUGAAAAAUUGUUGCAGCGUAUUAUGGUGCAGCACCAGACGGAAGUGUGCGAAUUACAGUGCCUUCUCCGCGAUGCCCAAGAAAGACUUGAGAUACAAGUUCGAACAACUGUCGAUCAGGCUGAUAAAUUGGCGAGUGCUGAUAUAUUGGUCAAGGAUCUGUACAUCGAAAACGCAUGUCUAACGUCACAAAUGAAACGAUUGCAAGAGCGAUGUCUCGUUUUAACGGGCCUUGAUGUAGGAUCGACUUCGAUGUGAUGUCUACAUAAAGUAGCUGUUAUUAAUAGUCUUUUUCUAUGUAUUGAAUAAUAUAAUUAUUUAUUUUCUAAAUAAUAUAAAAGUGAUAUAUAUCAUAAGGCCGGGAUGUAACUCGAUGUAACUCAGGGAUGCAAACGGUCAGAAAAUGCAGUAAUGUUGUAACACGGGUGCCUUUUUUCAUUUUAAAGUGAGAGAUUUGGCUUUAAUUAAUAUAUAUGUAUCGAGAUGUCAUAGAAUUAAAAAACUACGACUAAGAUUGUAUAUGAUAAAUAGGAGAGAAAUAUAUGUAAGCAAAAUUAAUCUACCAUUUCUUCAAUAGCGUGAUAAUUUUUUUGUAUACAAGUGAAUAAAACAUUAAUGUAAUAUG